Molecule: messenger RNA, 1530 nt
Organism: Trichoderma breve
Lineage: Eukaryota; Fungi; Ascomycota; Sordariomycetes; Hypocreales; Hypocreaceae
Product: 3-octaprenyl-4-hydroxybenzoate carboxy-lyase domain-containing protein
Exons: 2
Coding region: 1-1530 (509 amino acids)
Biological process (GO): ferulate metabolic process; cinnamic acid catabolic process
Cellular component (GO): cytoplasm
Molecular function (GO): carboxy-lyase activity
Source: RefSeq, a predicted model, not a curated record
AUGGCAGCAACCAGAGAUCGAGACCCGGAGCCAGCGCAUUUGAGCUUUCGAACCUUUGUCGACACUCUCCGAGAGGAAGGGGAUCUAGUCGAAAUCAACGACCCUGUAGAUCCAAACCUCGAGGCCGCUGCUAUUACUCGUCUUGUUUGCGAGACCAACGACAAAGCACCUUUGUUCAACAAUGUCAUAGGAGCCAAGGAUGGCUUCUUCCGUAUCCUUGGUGCACCGGGGGCACUUCGAACUCCAAAGAGUCAAGCCUACGCUCGUAUAGCCCACCACGUGGCGCUGCCACCCAGCAGUGGUGCGGGCGCUAUCAUUGAGAAGCUGCUUAAUGCGACCACCUCGGCGCCGGUUGAUCCCAUUACGGUCCAGUCGGGCCCAGUUAAGGAGAAUUGCAUCGAAGGCGACGCCAUCGACCUCACAAAUAUACCGGCACCCAUGGUCCACCAGACCGACGGCGGCAAAUAUAUUGGGACGUACGGCAUGCACGUCCUCAAAUCGCCCGAUGGUAAAUGGGUGAACUGGUCCGUCAACCGAGCCAUGGUCGUUGGCAAACGCACUAUGACGGGUGCUUGUUACCCGCCUCAGCAUAACUGGCAGAUUGUCAACAAGUGGAGGGAAUUUGGCCAAGAUGCGCCCUGGGCCUUUGUCCUUGGCGCCCCUCCAGCCGCCGUCAUGGUUUCUGCGAUGCCAAUUCCGGAUAACGUCACCGAGGCAGAGUUCAUCGGUACUCUCAGUGGCGAGCCGAUCAAGCUGGUCAAGUGCGAUACUAACGAUCUCAUGGUGCCCGCCAAUGCCGAGAUCGUCUUCGAAGGCACCAUCUCCAUCUCCGAACAAGUCCCUGAAGGCCCGUACAGCGAAAUGCACGGAGUCAAUUUCCCCGGCGAGUCUCGCAUGAUGCCUGUAUACACGGUCAACAAGAUUACCUAUCGGAAUAAUCCAAUUCUCCCGAUGUCGGCCACCGGUAGACUAACUGACGAGACGCAAUCCCUUGGUGGACUGGUCACUGCUGCCUCAGUGAUGCAGCUUUGCCGCGAUGCAGAUCUGCCCAUUUUGGAUGUUAGCUCUCCACUGGUAUCCCAGUGUACCUGGGUUGCUAUCAAGGUAGACGGAAAGCGACUACGGUCGAUGAAGACUACACCGAGGGAACUCGCGAAGCGAUUUGGAGAUGUGGUAUUUAAUACGAAAGCCGGUGUUCCAUUUCAUCGUCUCCUGCUAGUCGGCGAAGACAUCGACGUACAUUCCGAUGCAGACAUUAUGUGGGCCUUCUCUACGCGCUGUCGGCCAGGUAUAGACGAGCAUCCUUUUGAGGACGUGAGAGGAUUUGCUCUAAUUCCAUACAUGAGCCACGGCAACGGCAACCCAACCAAGGGUGGAAAGUUGGUUUGUGAUUGCUUGUUUCCUGUUGAGUACACCGAAGAGAGAAACUGGGUGAAUACCAGCUUCAAGCAGGGUUACCCGCAGGACAUACAAGACAAAGUGCUGGCAAAGUGGGAACAGCGAGGAUUUUGCAGUCUGGACGGUAUUUAG